This is a messenger RNA of Eleginops maclovinus (Patagonian blennie), 2004 nucleotides long. RefSeq lists its product as uncharacterized. NCBI's taxonomy places the organism in Eukaryota, Metazoa, Chordata, Actinopteri, Perciformes, Eleginopidae. The coding region runs from base 196 to 819 and encodes 207 amino acids. Gene Ontology annotation, biological process: T cell receptor signaling pathway; regulation of cytokine production. The transcript has 6 exons. Gene Ontology annotation, cellular component: external side of plasma membrane. The record is from RefSeq and is a predicted model, not a curated record. Gene Ontology annotation, molecular function: signaling receptor binding.
UCUUGCCGGAAGAGGAGACGGUGGUGCAUAUGCCUCCCACACUUCAGGAAAUGUCCGUCUAAAAUCAGGAGGAAGUUCAGACGCCCUCUGUGAUUGGAUCAUAGUACACAGACCACUCCUUUUCAGAGGUAUAAAUAUGAAAGGUGCCAGGUGCAUUUCUUUAUUCCGGACAUCAACGUCAACCUGGAUUUGACGAUGAAGAAACUCGUCUUAUUUUUGCUGUUUGCUGGAAAUUUCUUGGAGAGCUGCAGAGACAGGCUCACAAUGCAGAGCGGCAGGCUCGGAGAACCGAAAAGACAGGAUGAAGCAACAGAAGGAGAGCCUCUUCCUGCCACCACUAAGCGGAUCCAGGCGGUGGAAGGCCAGAACGCUACAGUCCGGUGUCGCUUCAAUCACCCCGACAGCUUCAUCGCUAAAGCAGUGGAGUGGAUAUAUAACAACUCCAAGAUCGUCCUCUUCUCUCGACGUGUUGGAUGGAUUCCUCAUGAAGUAGCAGAUGCUCAAUUCAAAUACAGGACUUCUGUGAACAGUACAGACCUGACCAGAGGAGUCCUGUCUGUGACCAUCUUAAAUGUGACUCGGUCUGACAGCGGGAUCUACACAGGUACCGCCGUACACAAGUUUAAAAACGACGAGGUCACAUGUUCUGCUGAAUUGAUCGUUGAACCCAAAGACCCACAGACCGGGACCAAGAGAAACCCCUCCAGCCCAUCUGCACCCCCACCUGAAGGAGAUCCUGAUGCUGCAGAGAACAGGAACGAUGUCUGGAAAAUUGUCCUUCCCUGUUUCCUAAUUCUUGCUGUGCUGUCAUCGCUGUAGCUGUCAUUGUGAUCCUGGUGAAACGUGGAGUGAUGACCGUAAGUUCCUGCUCUACAGAAUCAGUUUGGGAGUCUUGCUGAAACACUGUACUUAAAUACACAUGGGGUAGGAUUUCCUAGAAGCCCAUGCAUUGACUCGUACUAGAUAAUUCCUCUGCAUCAUCAAUCUGCCUGUGUUUUCUAUUUCAAACUCACUGUUUAGAGGAUAGGGUGGCUCAUUUUAGAGUAGUUGUUCUGACACAGACCUCCUUGUUAACCGAUCAUUGAGCAAUAGUGGAAAGAUCAGUGCCUUGCAUGCAGAGGUGCUGUGCUGGAAGUGCCUUAAACAUUUGAACACACCACGAGGACUUUAUCCAACUAUCAUGUGUGAGAGGAGGUAACUCUGUAACCACAGGAGACAGUAGCUGCUUUAAAUUCAGAUCUGUCUUAAUGUCAUUUGUGUGAAAAGAUCAACAAGCCGUGUGCAAAUGUGUAUCUGUCAGCGGUGGGAAGUUACAUUUCUGAGGUAGAACAGAGCUGUCUCUGCCGUCUGACGCUCUAUCUGACACCGUCUUCAUAUUUCUGGAGUCAUGAGACAGUUUCUGAUGAACAUACAUAUUGUUUUCUGGCAUCACUUUUAAAUGUUAAGGGGAAAUCUGCAUUUGGGUUUGAGGGUGCAGCGCUCCUGUUCCCCGCUUUAGACAAAUCCCUGCUUCUACUCCACUACAUAAAAAAACAAUAUUGCAGUUUUCUUCCACUGCAUUUCCACAGGGAUUUGAGCCUUUGAAGACCAUUUACAUGCACACAAACCUACAGAACACUACAGGAGAGGAAGGGAACCCCCCUGAAGCACAGCAGGGUCUCAGUACACAUCGUAAAGAGUCUCUAACACUGUGUUUAAAAUGUUUCACAGGGAUUUGUGAGAGACAAGGAGAGCCGGUGGAAAAUGGGGAUGAACUGAAGUGCUGCAGAAGAAAGCCUGAUGGGGUCAGAGGUCAAAGACGACAACAACAACCCCUCCAGUAAUGUUAGAUUAGGGAGUUAUCAAGUAAAUAAUGUACAUAUAGAUAUCAUUUAGUCAUAUUGUUUUUAUUUCCUUUCCCUUGCCUUUUCUUUUGUAGUUUUUAACCUGUAGCUCUUUGAUGAUAUAUCUGUAUAUAGGCAUUAUAAAUCAAAUGUAUUAUUAUUAUUAUAUUCAUUUCCAAAU